Molecule: messenger RNA, 573 nt
Organism: Leptidea sinapis
Lineage: Eukaryota; Metazoa; Arthropoda; Insecta; Lepidoptera; Pieridae
Product: cytochrome b-c1 complex subunit 6, mitochondrial-like
Exons: 3
Coding region: 180-440 (86 amino acids)
Biological process (GO): mitochondrial electron transport, ubiquinol to cytochrome c
Source: RefSeq, a predicted model, not a curated record
CUACUGGGAGAAUAUGACACGUGUGAACUCCGAGCUGUGAACUGUCAGUUUUAAUUUGUAGUUUGUUGUCAAUUGUCAACUGUCAAUAGCACAACUGCAGUUGAUAGUUCUAAAUUUAUUGAAAUUUCGAUUUUCGAAUUUGUCUUGUUGCGUCAUCGAUUAAGAUAACCAUAGACGACAUGGCUGACAAAGUGAUACCAGUCGUGAAGGCUGAAGAAGAACAAGUGGAAGAAGAGGAAUUGGUUGAUCCUCAGACAGAACUUAGGGAAACCUGCUCGCAGAAACCUGAUGCUCAAGCAGCAUGGUCCAAGUACCAGGAAUGCAAUGACCGCGUCAACUCCCGAUCUAACACCCUGGAGACAUGCGAGGAGGAGCUCAUUGACUAUUGCGAAGUUCUUGACAAAUGUGUUAACAAGGACCUGUUCAAAAGGCUAAAGUAGAUCCAAAGUCCACCAAACCCUGUUCUAAUCUGUUCCCCAAAAGUUAAGUAGCCAGUGUGGUUUAGUCUGUUACUAUUUAUUUAAUCUGUAUGAUCAUGGAUGUUUUGUAAAUAAAUCAAUUAUAAUUUAGUUA